AUGGUUGAGUCCACUCAAGUUACUCAUAAUGUUCAAAGUCUGAUUAUUGAUCCCGUUCAAUUUAUUCAAGAUGUUCAAAGACCAAACAGUAAACUAGCCCCGGUUCAAGAAGAUGCUCAAAUUCAGAUGGUUAAUGAGGAAACAUUUGGUUCGGGAAGUUCUUCUGCCCCACCACAUCCAGAGUAUGAUGUUGCAUCUGUCAAACUAGCCAAGUUACUUGCUUAUCAAGACUCCAUUUCUCAAUCCAAAGGAAACGGAAUCUCUAUUGGCUCCGGACAAAGAGGUGAUGAAGACUUUCAUCAAACCGUCUCUAAGCUCAAACAAGAGAUUGUGUUUGUGAAACAGGAGUCCACUGAGAAGGACUUACUGAUUGAUAGUCUGGAUGUGAGAGUCUCUAACCUUGAACAGGAGAACCUUGCUAAAGAUGCGAAGAUUUCAGAACUUCAAGCAAAUCUUGGUGGUCUAACUGCUUUAUUCUUUGACCUGAAACAACACUUACAUCAGAAGUUUGGUGAUGAUUUUCAACCCUUAAGCGCUGAAGGUGAAAAGAUUUAUGCUUCUAGUUCUAAUCCAGUUAAUCCACCUUUUGAACAUUCAGGUGAAAGAGUUGUAAGACAUGCUCCGGAUGCAAAUCUUGACACAUUUUUAUCUUCUGGUCCUUCUUCUACUCAAGAAAGAAGAGAGAAGCAAGCUCGAAUCGAGCAGCUGAAAGGGAAGAUGUUGGUGAUGAAGCAUUUGGAUCAGAAUGUUCCAGGUGAUCACCCUGAAAUGUUUCUAAGGGAAACUGGGAAGAAAUUUACUGACAAGUAUAGAGAUCGCUCUGGCAUUUUGAUGUGGGGAUACGAUGCCGACAAGAAAAUGUGGGUAGUGAAGCGAAAGAGCCAUCGAAUUGAGUAUUAUGAGAGGCCAACUAAAUUUAUUUCCUGGAAAAAAGUUGAUCUUGCUAAAGUUAUUCAUGCUCCUUUCAACAAUCCAACCAAUGACUCCAUGGCCUAA
Lactuca saligna is the source of this 996-nucleotide messenger RNA. The record is from the annotation of a GenBank genome assembly. Lineage: Eukaryota; Viridiplantae; Streptophyta; Magnoliopsida; Asterales; Asteraceae.